AUGGCGGAUUCUGGCCUCACAGCUCCUGGCAGCAGCACGUAUUCCUCGAAUACGCUGCAUGUGGGAGAUGGAACAUGGGACACGCAGCGGGACACGUUUCUGCUACCCAACCUCAUGGGAUUAAAUUUUGACACAAUGCGAUACAAUGGCAUGGGAAAUCGAUUCAAGGAUAUGACCGGAUACCGUCCUAUGAUAGUUGCGCACGGAGUCAUCGCAACAAUUGUUUUCUUGGGUCUCGUUCCGACCUCGACCCUCAUUAUCCGAUACAUGGGCAGAUGGAACCCUUACUGGGCUUUCAAGCUUCAUGCGUGGUUUCAAGUAAUGACACUACUGCUGUCUACAGUGGUAUUCAUGCUAGGAUGGUUUGCAGUCGGACCAAAAAGAAGUUUGACUAACCCACACCACGGAAUAGGCCUAGCAAUCUAUGUGAUGGUGAUUUUCCAAGUCCUGUGGGGUUGGUUUGUCCACAAGGUGGAGAGAAAUAAAAUGAGACAUCGAGUCCCCUUGAAGCUGGUGAUCCAUCGAUGGCUGGGUCGAGCACUGCUCCUCUUGGGCAUUGUUCAGAUCCCGUUAGGAUUGACCUUGUACGGGUCGCCCAAGGUACUUUUCAUCCUCUUUUCUUUGGCAGCUUUCGCAUAUUUGCUUGCCUUCUUCAUCCUAUCCUACCUCUACGAUGACGAGGGGUUCCACGUACCCAGUGAACAUGGGUCUCGGGGUGCCCUCGGUGCCGCGCUGGGCUCCAUGUUUAAGAACCGUCGACGAAAUCGCCACAGCAGUCAGGGAUACGAAGAUUCACGAACAUCCAUAUCUGACGAAAAGUACUCCGACGAAGCGUCCCGUAAAGGCGGCGGCUUCGGCAAGAAGCUACUUGAAAUCGGAGCGCUGGCUGGUGCUGGUCUUCUGGCCAAGAGGUGGUGGGAUAACCGAAAGAAACGCGAAGACGACUCAGAGGCAGGCCGUUACCGACCAGCCGACUCCCGCGACAGCUAUUCAGAGGAAUCUCUUAGCCGCCUGGAAGAUGGCAGACCGGCGCCUAGUCAUCCCGCCCCUAUCAAUCGACCUCCAACGCGUCCUCCAAGCAGAUCCCCAAGCCCUGGCUCAUCGUACUAUUAUACUAGUACGUACUUGACGGAGCCUGCCCCACGACGUCCGUCCCAUGGUAUACGCGACGCCCUGCUGGGCGCGGGCGCCUUUGCUGGCAUCAAAAAGAUGUUCGGCGGGCGCAAGAACAAAGCUGAUGAGGACAAACGGCGCUUCGAGGACAUUCGUCGCCAAGAGGACGAAGACGAGCGAUUACAGCGAAUGAACAGCAAACGCCGCGAUAACCGACCUGGGCCAGGAGCAGGUCCAUAUCCCCAGCGCCGCGUUCCCAGUGCCUACUCCGAUACUGAGCUCACGCCUACGGAUUUGACUCCCCGCCCACCUCGGCAACCUUCUCGUACAUCUCUGUUAUCACCUGAACCUGUCGCAUCAGGUGCUAUUCACGACGUAACGCACUCUGACAUCCCUCCGCGGCCUCCAGUGCAUCACGAACUUGCAGGUGCGGACUCCAGGUCGGAGCUUCCAGAUUCCCAUGAUGGAACAGAGAUUGCCACGGGUGCAGCGGCAGGUGCAGCGGCCGGCGCGGCGGCCGGCGCGGCGUUAGGGGGUGCACCUAGCCGUCGUCGAGACAGUAGAAGCCAAAGUCGACAUCGCGACGAACACCAUAGUGACUCUCCUCCGGUUUCGGUCAAGGUGAAGAUGCACAACGAUGGCCGGCAUGUGACCCUACGCCGUCUGACCGAAGAGGAAGCUGCUGCUCAGCGUGAAGCACGGCGACGGGAGCGAAGGAACUCGCGUCGGCGUGCUGGCAGCGCAAGUUCCGUAUCCGGCGACGAACGGAGCCAAGAUCGCUGGCGUCGUGUGGAGGAGCUGGAGAGACAACAGGCCGAGCAAAUGCGACGGGAGCAAGAAGCUGCUCUUGCCGCUUCUGCCGCUGGCCCAGGGUCUGUUGCUCCGUCAGCCAGUGUCCCUGGGUCUGCCUAUCCUCCGCAAUCGCACAGCAACAUCAACCUUCCCCGACCCCCUCCCGUUCCACAGCCCCCUCCCUCAACUAUGCCAUUCAAUAGCGUGACCUCACCGCCCGAUACGUGGACCGGCACUGAAGCCAGUGGAUCUUAUGCAAAUAAUCGCCGCCGACGCCGGGCAGAACGCGCUCGGGCCAGGCAGGAUAGACAACAGCAGCAUGGCGUUGAGUUCGAGUGA
Molecule: messenger RNA, 2244 nt
Organism: Penicillium chermesinum
Lineage: Eukaryota; Fungi; Ascomycota; Eurotiomycetes; Eurotiales; Aspergillaceae
Exons: 4
Coding region: 1-2244 (747 amino acids)
Biological process (GO): chromosome segregation
Cellular component (GO): MIS12/MIND type complex
Source: RefSeq, a predicted model, not a curated record